Molecule: messenger RNA, 2533 nt
Organism: Hydractinia symbiolongicarpus
Lineage: Eukaryota; Metazoa; Cnidaria; Hydrozoa; Anthoathecata; Hydractiniidae
Product: hydrogenase maturation factor HoxX-like
Exons: 2
Coding region: 102-2009 (635 amino acids)
Biological process (GO): biosynthetic process
Molecular function (GO): catalytic activity
Source: RefSeq, a predicted model, not a curated record
CCAACUAUAUCAGCAUGUAAUUUCAAAAUAAAAAUUAAGUUGAUGGAUUUGAUAGGUUAGGUUGCCAUUGUGUUCUAUUGUCAUGUUUUGUUACCCACGUGAUGAUUUUCGGAAUACGUAAAUUGAAUUUCGAACAUUUCGUUAACUAUCCAAUCUUGAUCACAGGUCAGACCGAGAUUCAGAUUUUGCAGAUCUCAAAUAGUAACAAAGAAGACACAAAAGAAUUUAUCAUGACAAGUUUUCAACGCGUUUGCAGAUUAUUUUCUGCUAGAAGAGCAAUGAAUAUUUUGCAGUCCAAGGUUAGAAUGCGAUACAUAUCAAUGGAAAGGAAAAAUCUUGACAUAAUUUUCUUCGUCAACAGCUUUAAUAGCUUGAGUCAACGAGCGUGUUUGGAACUUGAAAACCGGGGACAUCGAGUCAACGUAAGUCAAGUUAACAAAUCAGAAGACAUGAUUUCUUUCGCCCGACAAAAUACUCAUGAUCUAAUCAUUUGUCCAUUUCUAACUAAACGAGUACCAGAGCAGAUCUGGUCUAAGAAGAGCAUUCCUUGUCUGAUUGUACAUCCUGGUAUAGUAGGUGAUCGAGGCAUGCAUUCAUUGGAUUGGACAAUCAAGAAUCAAUUAGACGAAUGGGGUGUUACAGUAAUUCAGGCAGUCGAAGAAAUGGACUGUGGGGAUAUUUAUGCAACAACAAACUUUGAAAUAAGGAGAAGUAAUGUCAAUACUCUCACAAAGUCAAGUUUGUACGCCAAUGAAGUCGUGACUGCAGCUAUGUCAUCAAUCAUAAAUGCAGUAGAUAAUUACAGAAAGGGGAUAAAGCCAUUGCCUCUUGAUUAUACUGAUACAAACGUUCGGGGCACGCUACAGCCAAAUAUGAUGAAAUGUGAUCGCGAAGUAAAUUGGAACGAUUCUGUUAAGGAUAUAUCUCGUGUAAUUCGGAUGUCAGAUUCGCAGCCAGGUGCCUUUGCGGAGCUUCGUUUCCGUAAAAACACAGGAAAGGUAGUGAAUGAAAGGUAUAACGUGUAUGGUGCACAUAUAGAAAUGGACCAAUCAAAUUUGCCAAAAGGUGCAGUCGGGGAUGUGAUUGGACACAGAGAUGAGGCAAUUUUAGUUAAGUGUGAGAAGGGUCACGUGUGGGUGUCACACUUAAAAAAGAACAAACUAAAACUACCAGCCACCUUAUGGUUGCCUGACGUUAUACAGACCACGCCAUUCAUACCGUUGUCAUCUCGAUCAUAUGAUUAUGGUAAAUGUCCAAAUACGUUUCAAGAAAUAUGGACAUCUACAACUAAAAGUGGGAUUUGUUUUUUAAAUUUUAAUUUCUACAAUGGUGCAAUGUCGACAGAUCAGUGCAAGAGACUAGCGUCAGUACUUGAUAGUAUUGCAAAUGAUCAAAAUAUUAUGACCCUAGUCCUCAUGGGUGGUCACAAUUACUUCAGCAACGGGAUUCAUCUUAAUGUUAUUGAACAUGCUGAUGAUCCAUUCAAUGAAUCAUGGGAGAAUAUCAAUGCUAUCAAUGAUGUGGUCCAAAAGAUAUUUGAAAUGCCUCAGCUAACUAUAUCGGCGUUACAAGGAAAUGCGGGAGCUGGCGGGUGUAUGAUGGCUUUAGCAAGCGAUCAUGUUUGGUGUAGGGAGGGUGUUGUUGUUAACCCGCAUUAUAAGUCCAUGCAUUUAUUUGGAUCCGAAUAUCAUACGUAUUUCUUACCUGCUAGAGUAGGAGAAAAGAUGGCUGAGACGCUAACAAAUGAUACGAAACCUUUACUUGCCAGUGAUGCUCUCAGAAUUGGUAUGUUUGAUAAAGUAAUGGGGAAAACAGUUGAAGAAUUUAAUCAGCUAGUCUACGAGGAAGCAGAAGUUGUAAAUGAAAUCUCAACCAGCAAAAGGUAUGCACUGGAUUCAAGUCUGCUAACUGUUCUUAAAGAACACAGACAAUACGAGUUGGAAAAAAUGAAAAAGAGUUUUGCAGAUGCAUUGUAUCACAAGGCUAGAAAGGAAUUUGUACUUCAUUGAAGCAAUAGGGAUGAGGAACACUGUAUCUUUGCAAAGCAUAAAGAAGGGGUGUAUUAACAAAUACAGUGUUUUGUUAUUUUCAAGUAUUUUUUUAAUUAUUUUUUAUUUGUUAACGUACUAGAGUUUUUAGCGCCAUAUUUUUAUAUUUUAAAGCUUAUGAGAAAGCUAAGUCAGAUUCAUGUGUUUGCAUAUUUGUCUUUUUAUAUAACAUUCAUUUUGUCACGUUGAAACGACGUUGAAACCUAUGCAAAGCUCGUAAAGCCACCUAUCGAAUAAUUUUAUAUUAUCAUUCACCCGUAAGCAAAUUGCUUUGGCGAUCUAUCUGUUUAAAGACGGGUUUUCCACUUCUUUUAUUCAAUGAAAUCAAUUUCAUGUCGAUUUUAAUCAUACAAAUCGUUCAAGCAUUAAGAUUGUUUUUUAACUUAUUACUAAAGUAUUUUAAAAUGUUUAAGACGGGAAUUUUGUAAACAUCGACAAACGCUUCUUUCAUAUCUGAAAAUAAAAAAUGAAUCAAUGCCACAUAA